Anolis sagrei ordinatus is the source of this 1709-nucleotide messenger RNA. RefSeq names its product adaptor related protein complex 1 subunit mu 2 (gene AP1M2). NCBI's taxonomy places the organism in Eukaryota, Metazoa, Chordata, Lepidosauria, Squamata, Anolidae. Gene Ontology annotation, molecular function: clathrin-cargo adaptor activity. Gene Ontology annotation, biological process: vesicle-mediated transport; intracellular protein transport. Gene Ontology annotation, cellular component: clathrin adaptor complex; clathrin-coated vesicle. The record is from RefSeq and is a predicted model, not a curated record.
CUCCUCACCUGGCUCAGGUGGCAGGCGAAGAGAAGGAGGAAGAGGAAGAGGAGGAAGUCGCCAGGGCCUCCAACGCCGCGAUGUCCGCCUCGGCCGUCUUUAUCCUUGACCUGAAAGGCAAGCCACUGAUCAGCCGCAACUACAAAGGAGAUGUGAGCAUGUCGGAAAUCGACUACUUCAUGCCACUUCUGAUGCAGAAGGAGGAGGAAAGUGCCUUGACGCCGCUUCUGUCCCGAGGAAAGAUUCACUUCCUUUGGAUCAAGCAUAGCAACCUCUACUUGGUGGCCCUCACCAUGAAGAACGCCAAUGCCUCACUUGUAUAUUCCUUUCUCUACAAAGUGGUAGAGGUCUUUUCAGAAUACUUUAAAGAACUAGAGGAAGAGAGCAUCCGUGACAAUUUUGUCAUUGUAUAUGAACUACUGGAUGAGCUGAUGGACUUCGGGUUUCCCCAGACAACAGACAGCAAAAUUUUGCAAGAGUACAUCACUCAACAAGGCAACAAGCUAGAUACGGGGAAAUCUCGUGUUCCAGCUACUGUCACCAAUGCUGUCUCCUGGAGAUCAGAGGGCAUAAAAUACAAAAAGAAUGAAGUCUUCAUUGAUGUCAUUGAAUCUGUCAAUUUGCUGGUGAAUGCCAACGGAAGUGUCCUAUUAAGCGAGAUUGUGGGCUCCAUCAAGCUUAAAGUGUUCCUCUCGGGCAUGCCAGAGUUGCGCCUGGGCCUCAACGACCGGGUGCUCUUUGAACUCACAGGACGUGGAAAAAAUAAAUCAGUGGAGCUGGAGGAUGUGAAAUUUCACCAGUGUGUGAGACUGUCGCGGUUUGACAACGACCGCACCAUUUCUUUCAUUCCUCCUGAUGGAGAUUUUGAACUCAUGUCUUAUCGACUGAAUACCCAGGUGAAGCCUCUCAUCUGGAUCGAGUCUGUCAUUGAGAAAUUUUCUCACAGCCGAGUGGAGAUCAUGGUUAAGGCCAAGGGCCAGUUCAAGAAGCAAUCAGUGGCCAACGGUGUGGAGAUCUGUGUUCCCGUUCCCAGUGACGCUGACUCACCCAAGUUCAAGACUAGCAUUGGGAGUGCAAAAUAUUUGCCGGAAAAGGAUGUGGUCAUCUGGAGCAUCAAAUCCUUCCCGGGUGGCAAGGAGUACUUGAUGCGGGCCCACUUUGGGCUGCCCAGUGUUGAGAACGAGGAGCUAGAGGGCCGGCCUCCAAUCUCCGUCCGGUUUGAAAUCCCCUACUUCACAGUCUCUGGGAUCCAGGUCCGGUACAUGAAGAUAAUUGAGAAGAGUGGGUACCAGGCUCUGCCAUGGGUCCGAUACAUCACCCAGAGUGGGGAUUACCAGCUCCGGACCCAUUAGUUGCAUGCCUCUGCAGCGUCAGGAUCCAGCCUUAUCCAAACUGAAGGGAUUGGGAUGCCUAGGGAAACCUUUUAAUUUUGGCUCUGUUUGUGUGUGUAUUUGUGUGUAUGCACCCUUCUUAUGUUAUAAUGCCACCCCAUUCCCCCUCUUGAAAGAUUUUGGGUUGUUGUUACCAAGCUCCUUCUCCCCCCCCCCCCCCCCCCCCCCCUCCCCACUCAGUUCCCCAUUUGUAAUGUGAGAAUUGCAGCUGACUACCUCUUGUUACAAAGAUGAGUGACAAAAAGUUACUACUUCCCUGUGCCUUUAGACCGCAAUGAGCUAUAAAUGUAAGAGGAAUAAAUUAAUACUUUUAAAUGA